Messenger RNA from Propithecus coquereli (Coquerel's sifaka), 4059 nucleotides. RefSeq names its product KIAA1683 ortholog (gene IQCN). Gene Ontology annotation, molecular function: protein binding. The coding region runs from base 1 to 4059 and encodes 1352 amino acids. Lineage: Eukaryota; Metazoa; Chordata; Mammalia; Primates; Indriidae. The record is from RefSeq and is a predicted model, not a curated record. The transcript is spliced from 3 exons.
AUGCAGCGAGCAGCACAGCCACGGCUCCCAAACCAGCUGCCGCCCGGGGGCCAGUGCUUCCUCCGGCCCCUGCCUGCCCCUGGUCUCCAACACAAUUUGGGGAGAGGGUCUCCACAGCCCCACUAUGGGCCCCAGAACGCCAAGGAACGCCUCUCGCAACAGCUGGCCGAGGCCAAGACGGCACCCGGGCGCAUCCCACUCCUCCGGGCUGUGGUCGAGAGCCAGGCCUUCAAGAACAUCCUGGUGGACGAGAUGGACAUGAUGCUGUCCCGCGCGGCCACCCUCAUCCAGGCCAACUGGAGGCGCUACCGCCUCCAGCAGAAGUUGAUUUCCCAGGUGACGGCGGCCAAGGCCAUCCAGGAGGCCUGGCGGCGCUUCAGCAUGAGACGCCUCCUCCGGUCUAGCAAGUCGAUGGUGAAGAAGGUGACAGCAGAGGAGGGGGACAUCCCUUACCACGCGCCACAGCAGGUGCGGUUCCAGCACCAGGAGGAGAACCGCCUCCUGUGCAAGCACAGGAUGGUGAGCAAGGAGACGCAGUGCCCUUCCUCCGACAGCCUGGCCCCCAGCAGCGCCCGGCCAGCGCCGCUCCCGCAGCCCCCGGAGUCUGUGUGCCCGGCUGCUCCUCGCGCCCCCGGGGUGGCCUUCCUGCCGCACCAGACGGUCGCCAUCCGAUUUCCAUGCCCAGUGAGUAUAGACACGAAAUGCCAGCCAGGCCUGCUGACCGAAACUGUCAGAAGUGCCUGCCUCAUCCACAUAGAGGGUGACACCGUGAAGACCAAGCAUGUGACUGCCAGAACCAACAAAGCGGGGGCCUCAAAGCCACCGCCGUCGGGAAAGUAUAGCCAGGCAGUUGCCAGACCACUCAAGAUCCAAACCCAGGCCCACGUGGAAACGGAGACCUUUAAAGGCCCCCUCCAGAUAUGCCCUGAGCCCGUGAUCACGAAGACCCCGCCACAGACACAUCCAGUGGUCCCCAUGACCAAGACCCCGCCCAAGACGAGCCCAGUGCCCAUGAUGACAAUGACCAAGACCCCUCCCCAGGUCUCAGUAACCAAGACCCCAGCCCAGACAUAUCCGGGGCCCACAGUGAUGACCAAGACCCCAGCCCCGGUGCGCCCAGCAGCCUCGAUGACCAGCACUCCACUGCAGCCACGCCCCACGGCCACGGUGGCCAAGAUCCCACCCCAGGUGUGCCUGCUGGCCUCAAUGUUCAAGCCUCUGCCCCAGACACGUCACAUGGCCGUGAUGACCAAGACCCCACCCCAGGUACAUCUGGCGACCCCCGGGGCCAAAAGCUCACCGCAAGCCAGCCAAGUGGCCACCGCGUCCAAGACUUCAUCCCAGACGUGCCCGGCCACCUCGAUAACCAAGCCCCGAGCCCAGAUGCGCCUGGCAGCCAUGCUAACCAAGACCCCAGCCCAGGUGGCCACUGUCCUGAGGACACUGUGCCUGGCCCCUCCAACAGCUGGGACUCCGAAGGCUCCACCUCAAGCAGUGGUAACAGCCGGAAUUCUCAACACCUCGUCCCCUACUCAUCUGAACAUACCAAAGGCCAAGGCCGCCACGAACAUGAAGCAGGCCCCGGGGGCGGUGAGGGUCUCGCCUCAGUCCUACCUGGCUGACGGCAAGGUCAAAUGCUUCCCCCAGCCACAUCCAGGUGCAGCGGCUCCCAAGGCCGUGGACAAGCCUCCGCUGGAGGCUGAGACAAUCAGGGCCGGCCCCCAGAAACUGGGGAACGCAGACACAGCCUCUAAGAGCAGCAUGGCCGUGGGAAUGACCAGGGCUAUGUCCUGGACGAAAGUUGUCGAGGAAGGAAACAAGGACUCAUUGCAGGCUCACCUGAGGACAGAAGUUGUUAAGGUCCAGUCCCAGGUGGAUGUGCCUAUAGAAAUGGCUGUGACCCUGCCCCAGGGACAGCCGGCCACCUCGCUGCCCAAGGCCCUGUGCCAUGAACGUCCACCCUGUGUGUCCCAGGGACAGCCGCUGGGCGCAUGUUCGGCCAAGGCCUCAUCCCAGCUGCAUCUGCCCACCAAGGUGACCAAGGCCCCCUCGCUAGCUCAUCUUGUCACAUGUCUGAACAGGGUGCAUUCCCAGUCACAUCUGGCCACCAGGCUGACGAAGGCACAGUCGCAGGCCCAGCUGGUCACAGACACAGCCAAGUGCCUCUUCACAGCCCACCAAGCCGCUGACCUCACCAGCAAGACCCAGUCCCAGCCACUGCUGGCCGGGUCCAAGGCAUCCACUCAGCCCUGCCAGCAUCUCGGCGUCCUCGGCACUCCACCCCGAGCCAAGCCAGAGGACAGACUGACCCAGCUCCAGCCCCACAGCCGCGUGCUGAGCAAGACCUCCCAGAGCCCAAGCCCGGUGUGCCCUGACAGCCAGGGCACGCUGGUGCCCGUGCUGGGAUCCGCCGGGCAGCCCACAUGCAACAUUGAAUCCUGGGGAGACAGCGGGGCCGUGCGGGCCCAGCCAUUGCUGCCCAGCCAGGCUGCGCCCUGCCAAGAGGACCUGGUGGCCUCCCAGCUGGCCUCCCUGUGUGCUGAGCUGGCCGCCGUGCUGGGCUCCCAGGAGGACCUCCGCACCCUGCUGGCCAAAGCCCUCUCCCAGGGAGAAGUCCGGGCAGCCCUGAACCAGGUCCUGUCCAGGGAGGUCCUGGGCGCCACGGUGGCCAAGGCCCUGCCCCAGGGCUUGCUGGGCAUGGUGCUGGUGAAGGCGUUGUCCUGGAGCGAACUGGGCGUCACCCUGUCCCGAGCCCUGUCCCGGGGCGAGCUGCGGGCGGAGCUCGCCAAGGCCAUGCAGGGCAAGUUGGCCGAGGUUCUCAGCAAGGCCCUGACCGAGGAGGAGCGGGCAGCUCUGAGUCAGGCCCUGUGUCAGGGUGAGCUGGGCGCCGUCCUGAGCCAGUCUUUGUCGCAGGCGGCCCUGAGGACCGGAGCCAUCCUCCCCAAGGCCGCCACGAAAACAGCGGGCAGCGGGAUGACUGUGACGCCAGCCCCGGUGGCGGUGGACUGCAGGGGGAGCCUGUCGGCCCCGUGGGGGCCCGCCCUGGGCCUCGUGGGAACGCGGCGCAGCAAGGGCCCCGGGGAUGCUGGCGUGGCUGGUGGCCAAUCGUGGAACUCCGCUGUGCCCAGUGUAGCGGUCCAGCCCACGGGCUGCACUGUGGCCCCCCGCGGUGUAUGGGAGCCAGCCAGGGACCCAGCGCCAUGGGAGAAGGUGCGCAACCCGGCGGCGGUGGAUCCCAGGCUGUCGCCGGAGCUGACGGUGUCAAUGCAGACUGUGGAGGUGAUACUCACCCGCGCAGUGGUCACCAUCCAAGCGGGCGUGCGUGGCUACCUGGUGCGCCGCACCAUCAGGAUGUGGCACGUGAUGGCCACGGUCAUCCAAGCUCACUGGCGCGGCUACCGCGUGCGGCGGAACCUGGCGCGGCUCUACCAAGCCAUCACGCUCAUCCAGGCUGCGUGGCGAGGCUACUGCACCCGCAGGGACAACUCCCGGCGCCAGCAAAUGCGCCUCCCAGUCAUGUGGGCCGAGCUGCGCCACGGGUCGGUGGCCGCCUCCGACCAACCCUGCUUCCAGGAGCGCGCGGCCAGGACCGCGUCGGACCACCGCUGUUUCCAGUCCUGCCAGCCCCGCGCUUGCAGCCUCUGCCAGUCGCUGAGCUCGGGGCUGGGGAGCCCGCCCAGCGUGGUGAUGCUCGUGGGCUCCAGCCCCCGCACCUGCCACACGUGCGGGCACAGCCAGCCCACGCGGGUGGUGCAGGGCAUGGGCCGGGGCGCCACGGGCCAGGGAGGCGCGCCGCGCUCCCCAGGCUCCCCCCUGGGGCCCCAGAACCCCGGACAGCAGCUGCAUCGCCAGAACAAGGCGGCCACCUCCAUCCAGUCCGCCUGGAGGGGCUUCAGGGUCCGCCGCCAGGUGACGGAGCAGCAGAAGGCAGCCAAGAUGGUCCAGGCCACCUGGAGAGGCCACUACACCCGGAACUGCCUCACCACGGACGCGCUCUUGGGCCGCACGAGCCCGUGGGCCGGCUUGCCGCACUGGCACUCGUUUUGGCCUGGCGUCUAG